AGCCAUUUUUAAUUAUUGUUUAUUUGAAUACAUCACAGUCCAGCAUAUGAAUAUGAAACACAGUCAUUUGCAAAGUACAUGGGACAUGGGAGAAGCAGCUGUCGAUUGUGUGGAUGUGAUGUCAGAGAUAAACUGCCCACCAGAAGCCUUCAGGCUAUUCACCUACCCAAUAAAGACCAGCAGACACUUACAAUUACUCUGUGUGUGAGUGUGUGUGUGUGUGUGUGUGUGUGUGUGUGUGUGUGUGUGUGUGUGUGUGUGUGCGUGUGUGUCUGUGUCUGUGUCUGUGUGUCUGUCUGUCUGUCUGUCUACAGGGACUUUCAAAUUGAAAAUAGUGACCCUCCCACACGGAACAGAACAUAUAGAGACCAACAAGUGACUACUAACGAUCCUCUGGCAUAUUGCACACCUGCCCUGGACACACACACUUCUACACAUACAGUACACCAUGCAACUGAAGGACCUCCAUGUGUUUUGUGUUUUGGAGAGAAAGAGUCAGUGAUGGUUAAAUGCCAUGACCAUGAAAGAUGUCUUAAGGAGAGGUCACAUGUUUACUGACUAUAGCUGCUGAAUAGGGAGGAAAUUGAUGUUGACAAUGUGGUCCUUCCAUGGUUUCUGGCCUCUGUGGAUGUGUUGAUUUGACAACUAAAGGACCAUCUUAUCUCUGUUUGCCUACCUGUAAACUCAAUGGCACACUGCCAUGUGCCGUGUAGUCAUUUCAGAUGGACAUGGCAUCCAUGCUGGACUGAUAACCUGCCCCCUCCCUUGUAAAGCCCAGAAAUAGAGAAUAGAAUUACCAUUAUCACUGUGGCCACAGGCCUACACUGAACCCCAGAUCACCCAGACCCGUCAAACCGGAUCUGCUCUCUGCCUAGAAGCAAGGGGACUAAUGUUCAGAUGAGUACUGGGCCUGUUUUAACAUAAGAUUUACAAUAGGCUCCAUCAUAGAAAUUCAUGGCUAUAUUUGCAAGACUUUCACUUGGGACCAAACUAAGUGAUGGUGGUCUUUAAUAGGAAUGAAGCGUGGUACUUGAUGUUUUCUCAAGUACAACCAAUUGUAAUGCAUGAGGUGUGUGUGUGUGUGUGUGUGUGUGUGUGUGUGUGUGUACGUGUGUGAAGUGACGAGGCUCAGAGAUGGCUGUGUGGAACCUCAUGGAUACGGUGAUGAAGGGCAGGGGCUCCCCUCGCCUGGUCCUCGUGGUCGUGUUUGUCGCUCUGUUACUGGAUAACAUGCUGUUCACUGUAGUGGUUCCCAUCAUCCCUACGUUCCUGUAUGCCCUAGAUCAUGAGAGCAACGUUUCCUCCUACUCCACCCUGCUUCCACCCAGCUCUGGCCAGCCAACAUCCUCCAUCCUAUCUCUCUAUGACAACACAACCUACCCCAUCACGGUGACCCAUGAUACCCUAACCGACCCUUCCACAGCCCCGCCCCCUGACACCGCCAGUGGGAGCGCCACCAGCUCAGCCGACUGUACGAACGACACCAAAUUCUUGGAAGAGGAGAAUGUGAGAGUUGGACUUCUGUUUGCAUCUAAAGCUCUGGUGCAGCUUCUAGUCAAUCCGUUUGUGGGUCCGCUGACCAACAGGAUUGGAUACCAUAUACCGAUGUUUGUGGGGUUUGUCAUCAUGUUCGUCUCUACAAUCAUGUUUGCUUUCUCAGGAACAUACGCUUUGCUCUUUUUCGCUCGCUCGCUUCAGGGCAUCGGCUCUGCCUUCUCCUCUGUCGCAGGUCUAGGCAUGCUGGCCAGCGUUUACACUGACAAUGAUGAAAGGGGAAUUGCUAUGGGAGUAGCCCUGGGUGGGCUUGCCAUGGGUGUUCUGAUUGGCGCUCCCUUUGGCAGUGUGAUGUAUGAGUUUGUGGGUAAAACGUCUCCGUUUCUCACCCUCGCUUUCCUGGCUCUGUUUGAUGGAGCACUCCAGCUUGUCAUUCUGCAGCCCUUGACAACAUCCCCAGGGCGUGUGGAGGGCACACCUCUUCUAACUCUGAUGAAGGAUCCCUAUAUACUCAUCAGUGCAGGGUGUUUGUGCUUUGGCAACAUGGGGGUGGCCAUGUUGGAGCCCACGCUCCCUAUAUGGAUGAUGCAGACCAUGUGUUCUCCAAAAUGGCAGCUGGGUGUGGCUUUUCUACCCGCCAGCGUGUCGUACCUGAUUGGCACCAACCUGUUCGGCCUGCUGGCUAACAAAAUGGGCAGGUGGCUCUGUUCCAUGGUUGGCAUGGUCAUUGUUGGCAUCAGCCUUCUCUGUGUUCCCCUUGCCAAAAACAUUUAUGGCCUCAUUGGCCCAAAUGGAGGACUGGGAUUCGCUAUUGGAAUGGUUGAUUCAUCCAUGAUGGCAAUAAUGGGUUACUUGGUAGAUAUCAGACAUGUCUCAGUUUAUGGAAGUGUGUAUGCUAUAGCGGACGUGGCACUUUGUACAGGCUUCGCUAUAGGGCCAUCUACAGGGGGCGCUAUAGUGAGAGCAAUUGGCUUCCCAUAUCUUAUGGUCCUCAUCGGCAUUAUCAACAUUGUUUAUGCACCUCUCUGUUUCUUCCUCAAGAACCCUGCUGUUCGGGAGGAGAAGAUGGCCAUUAUAAACCAGGAAUGUCUUAUGCACAUGAAGAGCUACAAUACUGAGCGUCAGUGCAGAGAAUUCCCUCUGAGUGACGACAGUGAAGGAGACAUAGAAGAGUAAUGCGCGCGCACACGCACACACAAACAUACACAAACACACUCACACCCCUUUCCUAAAUGUCUGUAAAUCAAAGGGUAGUUUUUACACUGGACCCAUUUUUUUAUGUUCAGUAUUCGUAGUGUUCAUGUUUUUUACUUUACUGUACAAUUAUCAUACUGUGGUGCACCAUGACUGAAAUAAACAUACUGGC
Messenger RNA from Electrophorus electricus (electric eel), 2860 nucleotides. The record is from RefSeq and is a predicted model, not a curated record. Lineage: Eukaryota; Metazoa; Chordata; Actinopteri; Gymnotiformes; Gymnotidae.